UGGGUUGGGUCUGGAUUAGCUGCUGGAGCCCGGCUGGUCGAGGGCUGCUCCUGGAGCACCGCUCCUGCAGGAUGCUCUCUGGUGUCUGGAAGCAUCAGAUGCCGCUGCAGCCCUACAUGGAUCACUGAGGCGAAUAGGCAGCACUAAUCAUGAACCGAGCUUACGUCUCACACACUUUGUUCAGAUAGAAAGCAUUAAGCGAGCGGGCGUCACCUUCUCUCUCACUUCUGAGGACGGCGAGGUGUCGCUGAACGUCAACCUGCCGGAUCGAUCUCGAGUAGCAAGUUCUCCUAAGUUCUUGAAUCUUCCUUCAAACAGAGCCCAGGAUCACCUGGGUUUCACCAAGGGCUUCCCAAGUUUUUUUUAACCCUACGUUGCGGUCCAAAAGCAACGGGUUCAUCCAGGCUUCGAAUCCAUCAUGUGGAAGGGUGCUGAGACCUCCGACGGCGGGCUUGCUAGAUGCUUCCCGGGAACGUGGAUGGUGUCCAGCCCGCUUCUUCUGCUGCUCGUCAGCGUAGGAGCAGCCCAAGUGGAUGAUGAUUUCCUGGGACUGGGUGAGCUUCCCGAGACGUUCCCCUCCGACCCCCCGGAGUCCCUCCCCCACUUCCUGAUAGAACCGGAAGAGGCCUAUAUCGUCAAGAACAAGCCGGUAAUCCUACACUGCAAGGCCACACCCGCCACGCAGAUCUACUUCAAGUGCAACAGCGAGUGGGUGCACCAGAAAGAUCACACCGUGGAGGAGCGUGUGGACGACACCUCGGGGCUGCUGCUCAGGGAGGCCAGCAUCGAGAUCUCACGUCAACAGGUGGAGGAGCUCUUUGGUCCGGAGGAUUACUGGUGCCAGUGUGUGGCCUGGAGCUCAGCUGGGACCACCAAGAGCCGCAAGGCCCAUGUCCGCAUUGCUUAUCUGAAGAAGACCUUUGAACAGGAGCCACUGGGGAAGGAGGUGUCUCUGGAGCAGGAGGUGCUACUGCAGUGUCGCCCACCUGAGGGGGUCCCUCCUGCGGAGGUUGAGUGGCUAAAGAACGAGGAGCCCAUCGAUCCGGCGGGCGAUCGGAACUUCUACAUCACCAUCGACUACAACCUGAUCAUCAAGCAGGCCCGUCUGUCCGACACGGCCAACUACACCUGCGUAGCCAAGAAUGUGGUGGCCAGGAGGAGGAGUACCACAGCCACCGUCAUCGUCUAUGGUGUGAGACGUGGGGUUGAGUUUCGUUUCUGCAGUACUCACCCACUCUGGGCCGGGCCGGGUCUUUCUCCUCCGAGUAGUGCUUGCGAGCGUAUGCGUGAGUGUUCCACAGGUUGCAGCUUUGGGGUGAUACUCACUCCCUUGCUAUCUCACCAUCCCGCAGUGAAUGGCGGCUGGUCCAUAUGGACCGAGUGGUCAGCAUGCAGCAGCCGCUGUGGGCGGGGCUACCAGAAGCGAACCCGCAGCUGCACCAAUCCCACCCCUCUCAAUGGGGGCAGCAUCUGCGAGGGGCAGUCUGUCCAGAAGCUGGCCUGUACCUCUCUCUGUGCAGUGGACGGGCUCUGGACAGAGUGGAGCAAGUGGUCCACCUGUGGCACAGAAUGCACCCACUGGCGACGGCGGGAAUGCAGCGCCCCCGCACCAAAAAAUGGAGGCAAGGACUGCGAGGGUGUGCUGCUGCAAUCACAGAACUGCACCGAUGGGCUGUGCAUGCAGAGUUCGUUAUAUCAGAUGUCAGCUGAGCCUGACGCCAAGAAUGAUGUUGGAUUUUCAUCCGCCCCCAGCACGGAUGAGGUGGCGCUCUACGCCGGCAUCCUCACCGCCGUCCUCAUGUGCCUGGCCGUCUCCACUGUAGUGGCAUUCCUCAUCUACCGCAGGAACCGGCACAGCUUCAGCUCAGAGGUCGACUCGUCAGUGCUCAGUGGGGGAUUCCAGCCGAUCCAUCUCAAGACCAGCCGGACAGCUGAGCUGUUGACGACCCCUCCAGACCUGACGUCUGCGGCAGCCAUGUACCGCAGGCCUGUCUACGCCCUCCACGAAUCCUCCGACAAGAUUCCCAUGACCACCUCGCCUCUCCUUGACUCUCUGCCUAACUUGAAGAUCAAAGUGUACAGCUCGCCUGGCCUGGCUCCCUCCCAGGAGGAGCUCUCGGACCCGGGCUCGGGGGGGUCCCCAAAGAUCACCAACCCCCUACUGGAUGCAGAGAUCAUGACCUUGCGCAAGCAAAGCUUAGCUCGAAUCCGUGAUCCCUCAUGUACUGCCCUUGGGACCUUCAACUCUCUGGGAGGGCACCUCAUCGUGCCCAACUCAGGAGUCAGUCUGCUGAUCCCGGCUGGAGCCGUACCCCAGGGCAGGGUGUAUGAGAUGUUCGUGACCGUGCACAGGAAGGAGAGCAUGAGACCUCCAGUGGAAGAGGGAGAGACAGUUCUGAGCCCAGUGAUCAGCUGUGGACCCCCAGGGGCCCUCCUGAACAGGCCUGUGAUUCUCACCAUGCAUCACUGCGCUGAGGCUUGGAGCCUGGACUGGCAGAUUCAGCUGAAGAACCAGUGUGCCCAUGGCGAGUGGGAGGAUGUGGUGGUGGUGGGGGAGGAGAGCUACAGCACACCCUGCUACAUCCAGAUGAACGAGGAGGCUUCUCACAUGCUGACGGAGACGCUGGGAACCUACUGCCUGCUGGGCAGGUCGCUCAGCAAGGCAUCGGCCAAGAGGCUGAAGCUGGCCGCCUUCGGGCCCCUGGUCUGCAGCGCCCUGGAUUACCACAUCCGCGUCUACUGCCUGGACGACACUCAGGACACUCUCAAGGAGGUCCUGCAGAUGGAGAAGCAGAUGGGUGGCAAGUUGCUAGAUGAACCGAAGACCUUGACCUUCAAGGACAGCAGCCACAACCUCAGGCUGUCCAUCCAUGAUAUCCCUCUGACUCUGUGGAAGAGCAAACUGCUGGCCAAGUACCAGGUGAGGCCGCGUGGAGUGGGAGGGGCCACGGCCGGGACUCCCAGGCCUGACGUCCAUCUCUGUCCGCGACAGGAGCUGUCGUUCUCUCAGGUGUGGAAUGGCAGCCAGCACUGCUUGCACUGCAUCUUCUCACUGGAGCGCUCCAGCUUCCGGGUGACGGAGCUCGCCUGCCAGCUGUGCGUGCGCCAGGUGGAGGGCGAGGGCCAGAUCUUCCAGCUCUACAGCACCCUGUUGGAGAACACCCAGAGCAUCGAGACCUCGCUGCUCGAUCCGGCCAGCAGCAUCACCACGCUUGUGGGUCCCAGCGCCUUCCGGAUCCCGCUUUCCAUCCGGCAGAAGCUCUGCAGCAGCCUGGAUGCCCCCCCACCACGGGGCAAUGAUUGGAGAAUGCUGGCACGCAAGCUCAACCUGGACAGGUAUUUGAACUACUUUGCCACCAAGUCAAGUCCAACUGGUGUGAUCUUAGACCUGUGGGAGGCCCAGCACUUUCCUGACGGCAAUCUGAACCGGCUGGCCGCUGUGCUGGAGGAGAUGGGACGCCACUGCAGCAGCGCCAGCAUGCCAGAGCUCUGACGUCAGCAAAAAGCCCUGGACUGGCCGAGUGACCACACCUGGCAUUUGAGGCUCACGCGGCCUUGGAGAGCAGCGGGCGAAUGCUGUCCAGUCAUGAAAGUCAUAUUAAAACUCCAGAAUUGAAGUCCAGCUUUGUUUCGAUGGAUGAAGAUGAAACCAAUUACCACCAAAUGCAAAUGGGACUUUGUUGCUUGGACCACAGAGUCCUUGGUAGAUAUUUCUUAACCUUGAUAGUUUCUGAGGAAACGGAAUGUCCUCUUGUCCAUAUAUGUGGAUGCCGGGCUGCUCUGGACAGUGCAGCAUGUGGACCCUUUGGUCAGGUGAAGGUAUAUGAGCCUUGAUGCACUCGGAGUCCCCUGUGUGCCGCAUACGGUCAUGUUACACCAUCUGACUUGCAUACAGCACUUAGGACUUCAAGUGGUCACUGUUUUUAAAUCAUCACAUUUUGUAUACGCAUUAUACUUCUUAUGAAUUUUAUAUUUAAUAUAACUUGCUUUUGUUACAUGAUGCCAUCUAGUGGACAUAUGCAGGGACUACAUCUGCUGGCAGACUAGAUUAUUGUUCAAACCUGUAAAUAGCAAAACUGAUUUUGGGGGGGUCUGCUGAAGGGAUUUAGUCCACUUUUUCUAUUGCCAUUUUUCUAAAUUGAGCCCUUCGUGGGACAUCCGGGUGAUGUGGACACUAGUGAUGGUAAAAACAACGCGUCAUGAACCAUUUGUGGUAUUUUUUGACCCCACUAGAUGGUGCUCUUAGCUCGCUUUGGAGGUUUUCUUUGAGCCCUUUUUCGAGCUCCUUUUUGGAGCAGACAGCACCAUCUAGUGGGGACAGGAAAUACAGCAAAUGGUUCAUGAAGUGUUGUUUUUGCCAUCACUAGUGGACAUUGUCUGCUGUGGGUGGCUCUCUGAUGUCACCACAGGCCCAGACCAGGAGGACAUGACACUUGCCUGGAUCUGCCCUGAACAUCUAACUGCCGUGGUUCAGUGUCGUCCCAGUGUGGGUUGGGCUGUCCUUGUUCCACAUCACCUUUGCCUUCUGAAGACUGCAUGUUAGCCUCUACUAGACUAAACCUAAACAGGUAAACUUUGGUAUGAUGGUGAUGAUGUACAGAUGUCCAGGUCACUGUAUGUAGGAUGUUCUUCACUCUCCUGCUGAGAUGUCACCUUCUCUGUCUAUGCAAACCUGCUGGCAAAGCCUGGCCACCCCGAUGCUCGUCCUGUUGCCAUAUCUGCGAUCCGCUCUGUGGGAUCUACAUGCUCCCUGUAAAUGCUGACAUAUCCUCUUUCAGGGCUCUGUACAAAUGUAAGGUUUAAAUAAGCAAUAAAUUAUAUUUAUAAGCAAGACCCAGGAAACCUU
Molecule: messenger RNA, 4846 nt
Organism: Brienomyrus brachyistius
Lineage: Eukaryota; Metazoa; Chordata; Actinopteri; Osteoglossiformes; Mormyridae
Gene: unc5cb
Product: unc-5 netrin receptor Cb
Exons: 15
Coding region: 419-3493 (1024 amino acids)
Biological process (GO): netrin-activated signaling pathway
Cellular component (GO): membrane
Molecular function (GO): protein binding; netrin receptor activity
Source: RefSeq, a predicted model, not a curated record